Molecule: messenger RNA, 2739 nt
Organism: Linum trigynum
Lineage: Eukaryota; Viridiplantae; Streptophyta; Magnoliopsida; Malpighiales; Linaceae
Source: the annotation of a GenBank genome assembly
AUGGUUCAAUUGAUGGCGCCAUUCCGGUCCUCGACCAGUGUUGACCCAGGAUGGGAACAUGGUAUAGCUCAAGAUGACAGGAAAAAAAAGGUGAAAUGCAACUACUGUGGGAAGAUUGUCAGUGGUGGCAUAUACAGAUUAAAGCAGCAUCUAGCUCGAGUUUCUGGCGAGGUCACUUACUGCGACAAGGCUCCCGAGGAUGUUUAUCUUAAGAUGAAGCAGAAUCUGGAGGGCAGCCGCUCCUCUAGAAAGUCGCGCCUCACAGAAGACGAGGGUCAAACGUACUUAAAUCUCCAUUAUGAAGAUGACGAGGACUUGGCUGCUCCGGCUAUUGCUGCUGCCGCUGCCUCUGCUCCAGUUGGUCAAAGAACCAAGGGAAAGCAAUUAAUGGCUACUAACGACAGGAGUUUGGCGGUCAACUUCACCCCACCACGGUUGGGUUAUGUUGACCCCGGUUGGGAGCAUGGAGUUGCUCAGGAUGAAAGGAAGAAGAAGGUGAAGUGUAAUUAUUGUGACAAAGUGGUUAGUGGUGGGAUCAAUAGGUUCAAACAACAUCUCGCUAGGAUUCCUGGAGAGGUAGCACCUUGUAGAAAUGCUCCAGAGGAAGUGUACCUCAAAAUAAAAGAAAAUAUGAAAUGGCACCGUACUGGGAAGAGACAGAGACAGCUCGAUUCCAACGACGUGUCUUCCUUUUGCGAGCAAUCCGAUGAAGAAGAAGAUGAUCAAGACCAAGAUGCUCUCGUUCAUUUGAGGCAGGAAAGGUCCACAGUUGGUGAGAAACGACUAAGGAAAGACUGGAAAAUGGGUCUCAGGGGUACAUCUCCAGUUGGUGGUUCUGAAUCAUUCCAAAAGAAGUCACGAUUGGAUUCCAUUUACCUUAACUCAUCCAACAAUCAGCCACCACCACCAUCUCGCUUAAAAGUGAAGAAUGGGUGGUCUAGAAAAUCCCGUAGGGAUGUUGUUUCUUCAAUUUGCAAAUUCUUUUACCAAGCAGGGGUUCCAAUAGAAGCAGCAAACUCGCAGUCCUUCCAUAGAAUGCUAGAGUUAGUAUGUCAAUAUGGAGAUGGCUUGGUGGGCCCUCGAAGCCAGGUGAUUUCGGGUCGCUUCCUUCAGGAAGAAAUUGCAACUAUUAAGGAACACCUACUUGAGUAUAAAGCAUCAUGGGCAAUCACUGGUUGUUCUAUACUGGCUGAUAGUUGGAUUGAUGUUGAAGGUAGGACACUAAUCAACCUUCUAGUUUCUUGCCCGAUUGGUGUAUAUUUUGUUGCUUCAGUCGAUGGUAGCGACAUUGUAGAAGAUGCUUUAAGCUUGUUUAGGGUAUUGGAUAAGGUGGUGGAGGAAAUGGGCGAGGAAAAUGUGGUGCAGGUGAUCACUGACAAUACACCGAGUUAUAAGGCUGCAGGAAAGAUGCUUGAAGAGAGGAGGAACCUAUUCUGGACCCCAUGUGCCACCUACUGCAUCAAUCAGAUGCUUGAAGAGUUUCUCAAAAUAAAGUGUGUGGAAGAGUGCAUAAUAAAGGGGCAAACGAUCACGAAACUAAUUUAUAACCGCAUUUGGUUACUAAAUCUUUUGAAGGAAUUUACCCAGGGACAGGAACUUCUGAGGAUAGGUGCCACCCCUUCCGCAUCUAGCUUUGCCACUCUACAGUGCUUGCUGGAUCUCAGAACAAAUAUAAGAAGAAUGUUCCAGUCGAGCAAAUGGGUGUCAUCCGGAAUCUCUCAAUCUGAAGAGGGAAAAGAGGUGGAGAAGAUUGUCUCAAAUGCUAAUUUCUGGAAGAAAGUACAAUUUAUUUGCAAGUCAGUGGAACCAAUAACUCAGGUUCUUCGGAAAGUUCAUAGUGGGGAAAGUCCAUCAAUUCCAUUCAUCUACAAUGAUUUGCAUAGGGCAAAGCUUGCCAUUAAGUCUAUUCACGGGGACGAUGCUUGUAAAUAUGGGCCAUUCUGGAGUGUACUAGACAAUCACUGGAAUUCAUUAUUAUGCCACCCACUCCAUUUGGCUGCUUACUUUCUGAAUCCGUCAUUCAGAUACUGCUCCGAGUUUGCCAUGCAUUCGGGGGUGAUGCGUGGAUUAAAUGAUAGCAUUCUUCGACUUGAGCCAGACAACUUGAGAAGGAUUUCUGCAUCUAGGCAGAUACCCGAUUACAAUUCUGCAAAGGGUGAUUUUGGGACAGAAUUGGCAAUCAGCACAAGAACAGAGUUGGACCCAGCUGCAUGGUGGCAGCAACACGGAAUAAGCUGCUUGGAGUUGCAACGGGUAGCUGUACGCAUACUGAGCCAGACUUGCUCCUCAUUCGGUUGUGAGCACUGGUGGAGCAUAUAUGACCAGAUCCACAUCCGGAGGCAGAACCGCCUAUCUAAGAAGCGAUUAGAUGACCUCAUCUUUGUUCACUACAACUCGCGACUCAGAGAGUUGCAGUCGAAUAGAAGUAUGGAUGGAUCAAUAUCGGUGGACAGCUUACUGGCGGAGCAUUUACUCGGGGACUGGAUAGUGGAUGCAGAAAGACAUGGGGUGGGGUUGUUCGAAGAUGAGGGGGUAGAGAAUGGGAUUGGGGGUGAAGACGGAGACGAGAAAGAAAUGAUGGAUUAUUUCGAUGGAGAAGGUGAGAAAGAAACUCAUGAAAUGGUGAAUAGAGGUGAUGUUAACCCUCCUGAUGCUGGCGCCGACGGCUGUGGCAGUACUGACGAGGAAGAGGAUGAGAAUUUCUUGAACGAGGAUUUGAGCGACGAAAUUCGGAGCUAG